AUGUGUGUCUGCGAUCAAGUUUUGUCAGGCAGUGCAGCACAUAAACACACAAUAAUGUAUUCUCCGCUCUGUGUGUCAUUCCUCGUGAAGAUUUUUAUGAUUUCUGCGACAGCAUCCGCCCUCAACCUCGAAGGGGAACUUUUCAGGGACUUAAUGAAAGGGUACAACAAGAAUGUGCGGCCCGUGGAGAAUAAUGGGGAUGUCACACAAGUGGGCAUCAAGAUGACUCUUACCAACCUCAUCUCCCUGAAUGAAAAGGAGGAGGCCCUGACGACCAGUGUUUGGAUCGAAAUGUUCCCCAACGCCGACGCACUCUACUGCAACGCGCUGGUGUCUCCUGAUGGCUGCGUGUACUGGUUGCCUCCUGCCAUCUACCGCAGCGCCUGUGCCAUCACUGUCAACUAUUUCCCUUUCGACUGGCAGAAUUGUACCAUGGUGUUCCGCUCCCAGACCUACAGUGCCAAUGAGAUUGAACUCGUUCUGAAAAAGGAGGAAAACCAAACUCUGGAGUGGGUUGAUAUUGACCCUGAGGCUUUCACAGAAAAUGGAGAAUGGGUCAUUAAACACAGGCCAGCGAAGAAGGUGAUUAACAACCAGUACACCAAGGACGACCUGGAAUACCAGGAGUUGGUCUAUUUCCUCAUCAUCCAGAGAAAGCCCCUCUUCUACAUCAUCAAUAUCAUCGCUCCCUGCGUGCUCUUUUCCUCUCUCUGCUUGCUGGUUUAUUACCUACCCGCGAAAGCUGGUGGUCAGAAGUGUACCAUGUCUAUUGCCACUCUUCUAGGCCAAACUGUGUUCCUCUUCCUCAUUGCCAAAAAGGUUCCAGAGACGUCCAAAGCGGUUCCUCUUAUUGGAAAGUAUCUGAUGUUUGUGAUGUCCGUGACAACCAUGGUGGUGAUGAACUGCGUGAUCAAUCUCAAUAUCUCCCUGAGAACUCCAAACACUCACGUGAUGUCGGACAAAGUCAGAAAGAUAUUUCUGAACGUUCUGCCUCAGCUGCUGAGGAUGCACAUACAGCCGUGGACGCCAGAUCAUGACACCUGCGCUGAAACCGCCAAUGGUGACACUAAAGUCAACAAUAGCAACGAAGUACAUCUGGUCCCAUGCCGGCGCCGCAGCUCGAUGAUGCUGAUUAAUAAGGCGGAGGAAUAUAUACUAAAAACAGCUCGGACUGAACUCGUGUUUUCCCAACUCAGAGAGAGAAACGGACUAAUGAAGUCAGUGUUUGAGACGUUGAACAAAGGCCUGGAAGGGGGAACGGCAGAGCAACUUAGUGUGAGCUUGGCAAAAGCUGCCCCUGAACUCAAGCAAUGCGUUGCUUCGUGUACACAAAUCGCUGAGAUGACAAAACAGCACAACAACUUUCAAAACGAGAAUGAAGAGUGGAUCCAGGUUGCCCGGGUCAUUGACCGGGUCUGCUUCAUUUUCAUGGCUCUGCUCUUUUUCGUCGGCACCAUUGCGAUCUUCCUGUUGGGCCACUUCAACCGGCCUCCUUCUUAUCCCUUCCUGGGGGAUCCAAAGAAGUACCUUCCCAUGACAAAUAAUCUCACGAAGCUACCCGACCCAUGAGUGGGACCUGGUGGGGUGAAGCGGAUCACCACGUUCAUCCUUUCAAGGUUGAAACCUAUGCAUCAGUUUUGGUCGGCGAUAACCAAGGAUGACUGACACGUCACUGGCUGAUGUGGGUCUGUGUGCCACUGCAAAAAUUGUAUUUUUUUUUCCUGGUGUUGAAAAGAUCUAUAGUACAGUUACAGGAGCCAUAAUACUUAACAGUGGUGUAAAGUGCUGUAAAUUCUGCAGUUGUAGAAGGUUUGAGGUGGGUGGAAGUAAGUCACAUAUUGUAUGUGCAAGUCUCAAAUCUGUUUCAUCAAGUUUCAAGCAAGCCCUAAAAGCAGCAAAAAUCAAGUCGAGUCCCCACUAAAUUUCAAGCAAGCCAUUACUUGGGGUAAACAAAUCUUAAAUCAAGUCAUACAAUCUUGCUCCAUCACAACAUAUAGUAUAAUCGCAAUUAGUAUCUGUAUCAGUAUUUGUACUUGCGUUAGUUAGCUGUAGACUACUAACACAUUCACAAUCGAGUAGAUUUUAAUGGCUCCAGAACCACUCGCCGUAUUGUCUUUACUUUAGUGAAACCUUAUAUGUUGGUACCAUCGUAAACUGACAAACCGUGUAAUCUGCUCAACCUCAUGGUGCAUUUAUAGGUCAAAGUUGAGAAUUGCUGGCUUUAAUAAAAGUAAUCAUGUCAUGGUACAUCUUAAUUUCUCAAAGAUUUUAUGUGCAGGGUACUCUCUGAUGUUUUUUUUUCUUGUUGGAAAGUUUACAUUUUACUACAUUUUCACUUACGGUGCAAGAUAACCUCUCAAACACCUCAUAGCUCAUAAAAUGUUGACUGAAAAAUAAGGCUUGAAUUUCACCUGAUAGCCACCAGCUUUUUUGUGAAAGGACUUUUAUCUGGAUGUCCGGUGACAGCUGUUGUGUGUUUGAGUUCCUUUGGUUUCUUCUGUUUGACAAGAAGGAGCAGUGAUUCACAAUGCUAAUACUCGAUGGUAACUUUAGCCAGCUAGCCAUCAACUGACCAGCUGCUACCAAAUUAGCCUAAAAUUGUCCAAACCCUGGCCAAUUUUUUGUUCUCAUUGAAUGAUUGGGCAACUAUUAGGUGGCACUGACACACAAAAAAAUGGCAAAUAACUAUAAGAAAUUGUGUACUUGGACUAAAAACAAGUGUGUCGUUGUCUCCCAUUACCACCCAAAAUUGGGACCGGCUCGUUGAAGAGAAACCAGCGCAGCUCCCAAUAAUUAGAACAACUACAGCACAUUCAGCAUAAUGGUGAGUGAGUUAUAUUUUAAAUAAUUCAUUUCUAUUUGUUUCUAAGCCAGUUCGUCAAAAUAAUGCUUUACAUGACCCCAGUUCAUUGUGCAAAAAAAUGUUGGGGAGCGCUGAGCUAGAAAAUUCAACUCAACCACACGUUUACAUCUUUAGUAAUGCUUUGAAGAUACUUUUGCACAUUGAACUCUGCCAAAAUGUCAAUAAAAAUGAAAAUAGCAACAACAAAAUGUAGUCUACAGCCUUUUGAUACUUCGUCAUCAAAUGACACCACAUAAAAAUUGCUUUUGACCCAAAAUUAUGCAAGAGGAUGAAUAAUUUUAGGCUUAAUGCUUGAGACUGGUUAUUCAGACGUUUAGUCUGUAAUUAUUGGUUUAUGGUUUAGAUUGGUGGUUGAUUUCAUGUUAUACUUUUAUGAGAGUUCACAGUGUUAAAAUGUUCCUUAAAAAUUUCCGCAAUUUUAUUAAAGGUUUCAUGAGGGCAACAGUUUGG
This is a messenger RNA of Phyllopteryx taeniolatus (common seadragon), 3313 nucleotides long. It is a transcript of the gene chrng, whose product is annotated as cholinergic receptor, nicotinic, gamma. The record is from RefSeq and is a predicted model, not a curated record. Gene Ontology annotation, molecular function: extracellular ligand-gated monoatomic ion channel activity; transmembrane signaling receptor activity; neurotransmitter receptor activity. Gene Ontology annotation, cellular component: membrane; synapse; neuron projection. NCBI's taxonomy places the organism in Eukaryota, Metazoa, Chordata, Actinopteri, Syngnathiformes, Syngnathidae. Gene Ontology annotation, biological process: nervous system process; signal transduction; monoatomic ion transmembrane transport.